UCAUUUGGAUUCAACUCUCUCCUUCUAAUAGACCACCAAAACUAACAUUCACACUCACUUCAUAUCCAUAUCCAUAUCUUCCUCUCUCUCUAAGUGAUGGCUUUUAACCACAGGAAGGGACCAAUCUCAAGUUCCAAAGCCAUAGCCGAUGCAGUCUCAUGGUGCUGUUCAUUUCUUGUGGUGUCCCUUAUAUUGCUAUGCAUAUUCAGGGAAAGCUUUAUGAUUCAGAAUCAUGAGAACUUCACAGGAAGCCAAUUAGUCUUGUCAAAACCAUGUGACGAAAUAUAUGUGGUUGGAGAAGGUGAGACACUUCACACAAUCAGUGACAAGUGUGGUGACCCCUUUAUAGUGGAAAAGAACCCUCAUAUCCAUGACCCAGAUGAUGUCUUCCCUGGUCUUGUUAUCAAGAUUACACCUUCACAACAUAGCUAGAAUUCUAAGUUAAAUGUGUACAUGCAUCUUUUUUAAUAUAAAUUCUUCCUUAUUGACACCCUAAAGAAUGCAUAACAGGAAGAAGAAAAAAAAAAAAAAAUUCCCUUUUACUCUUUUGGAUUGUGUUGUGUAUCUUCUAAAUCAAUGUGAUAUUAGUUUUUUUUUUUUUAUGGUUAUGGAAGUAUAUAAAUAUUGAAAAUUCCUUGCA
This is a messenger RNA of Gastrolobium bilobum, 640 nucleotides long. RefSeq lists its product as uncharacterized. The transcript has a single exon. Lineage: Eukaryota; Viridiplantae; Streptophyta; Magnoliopsida; Fabales; Fabaceae. The coding region runs from base 97 to 432 and encodes 111 amino acids. The record is from RefSeq and is a predicted model, not a curated record.